AAAAAAAACAGUUCAAUACAAUGGCUGAUUAUUUUGGAUUCAACGAAAUAAAAGCAUUAGAAAAAUUAAUAAUACCAGAAAAAGAUGAUACAGAUUCAGAUGAUGAUGAUCUUCCACAAGCUGGUGCAAAAAAAUUUGGUCCUGGACAAAUUGGUCCAAUAAAAAAUUCUAAUCAAAUUGGACCUCAUGCAUCGAUUGAUAAUACUGAUAGUGAUGAUAUUUGGAACAAUAGUGAGAUAAAAAGUUCACAAACAGUUGAACUUUCUGAUCCAAGAAUACAACCUGAAUAUGAAAUGAAGUUUAAACAGUCUGUUACAACUGAAGAUGUUUUUCUUGGUAUGGGUUUUAAAACACCUGGAUCAGCAUCUUGUGAAUGGCUUACUUUGAAAGUUAAAUUACCAGGAGAAGAUAUUGAUGACAUUGAACUCUCAGUUGAAACAGAAACAAUUGAUAUUCGAAGUAAAAGAUAUCGUCUUCAUUUACCAACACCUCAUCCAGUUGAUCCAAAUGCAUCAUCAGCAAAAUGGCACAAAGAUUUAUCAUGUCUUGAAAUUAAUUUACGAAUGACAAGAGAAUUAGAUAAAGUAAAUUUUUAA
This is a messenger RNA of Aphidius gifuensis, 596 nucleotides long. Its product is annotated as dynein axonemal assembly factor 6-like. Gene Ontology annotation, cellular component: cytoplasm. Bases 21 to 596 code for a protein of 191 amino acids. Gene Ontology annotation, molecular function: dynein intermediate chain binding; protein-folding chaperone binding. The transcript is spliced from 4 exons. Lineage: Eukaryota; Metazoa; Arthropoda; Insecta; Hymenoptera; Braconidae. The record is from RefSeq and is a predicted model, not a curated record. Gene Ontology annotation, biological process: axonemal dynein complex assembly.